Closterium sp. Naga37s-1 is the source of this 2619-nucleotide messenger RNA. The record is from the annotation of a GenBank genome assembly. NCBI's taxonomy places the organism in Eukaryota, Viridiplantae, Streptophyta, Zygnematophyceae, Desmidiales, Closteriaceae.
AUGGCGGAAGAAGAGGAGGAUACACCGGAGAUCUUUAUUGACCGCGAUCCGAAGACGUUUGGCGUGUUGCUGAAUUUCCUGCGGUCCGGUGUUCUUAAAAUCCCCGUCGGAGUUACCGUUGACGCGGUGCUUGGCGACGCGGACUAUGUCGGCCUGCUGGACCCUGUUAAGGCCGCGCUCUUGCCCCCUGCGCUCGACGCCAAUGAGAUGCACAGAACGUCCGUGCUUCGCCCCAAUGUGGGCCCUGCUGACGUGUGCACGGCGCUGGCCGCGCAUGAAGACGGCUCUGUUGACGUGGCACAUGGCGCCAGGGUGACGUGUUAUGACUGGAUGCUGCGUCACACCGCCACCAUCAUCACCGACCUUCCCCAGGUGGACACCAUCUGCCGGCUGUCAGAGUCUCGAAUCAUCGUGGGGGGCGGCAAGGGCUGCUACCAUCUGCCCAUCUACGACACACGGGGCUACGACAGCACAUUGAACCCACUGAGAACGUUUGACGAAUAUAAUUUCCCAACGGCCUUCCCCUCCUCCUACUCCUCCCAUUCAUCCUCCAAUUCCGCCUACCCCUCCCACUCCCCCUACUCCUCCCCCUACUAUUCUUCUCUCUCCCACUCUCAGACCACUUACAGUUCUCCUGCCACCCUCCCAUCCCUCUCCCCUUCCUCACUCUCCUCCUACACUCCCUCCCCUUUAACUCUCACCCAGCCUCCCCCCGCCUCCUCCAUCUCUCCAAUCAUCCUCCCUCAAUCCGCCUCCCACUACCCAACCCCCACCACCAAUCCCCUCUACUCCCCCCCUCUCCCUCCCUCUUCCAUCCUCCCCUCCCCCUACUCCUCCUCGUUCCCACCAACCUGCAAAAUCGGCUCAGUGGCUCUCAGAGGCGCGUCACACCCUUCAUUCCGGUCCAUAGUUCAAUCCGACCGGUUUCUGUUCGUGGCAAGCCUGAGAAAGACUCUUGGAGUGGAGUGGGGGGUGGGGAAGGCGGUGGGGGUGGUUGAUCGGGGCACGUUGCAGAGCGUGGGGGAGGCAGGGCCGGCGCCUAUUACCACGAGGCGCAUGGGCGGCCCUGAUAAUUCUGGUGCUUUACCUGUGCAAAAAGCUGGAAUUAAGGCGAUUUUUGAGUCGACUCAAAAAUCCCCAUCCCCAAUUCUGGGCGGCAGUGGGGGUCCGUCCUACCUGCGCCUGUGGGACCCACGGUGCAACCAGCUGGUGUGGGAUUGGCCAGGCAUCCUCGGCGGCAGUGAAGGGCUGUCCUACUUGCGCCUAUGGAACCCGCGCUGCAACCAGCUGGUGUGGGACCGGUCCGGAGUCCAAGGCGGCAGCGAGGGGCCGUCCUACCUGCGCCUGUGGGACCCACGGUGCAACCAGCUGGUGUGGGACUGGCGUGAGUUCGACGACCCACAACCUUCCCUCGUCCCCUCCGACCGCUGGUGUGCUCUCUGCGACGCCACUGCCUGCGAAGACCUCUCCCUGCUCCUCAAAGCCUCCCCUUCCGCUCCAGACUCCUCCUCCCGCCUCUCUGCUUUCGACCUGAGGAAGCUACCUCUGCAUGGGACUGGCAAUUCGGCCGGUGCUUGUGUUUCGGUUCCCAGUGGUGCUGGUUUUGUCAGCAAUCCGUUUGUUCCUGUUGCCACGGGCAGGCUGGGCAGAUGGGCAUCAAUGGAUGAAGAGAAGUUAGGGGGGGCUCUAUCGGUAGGGGGGGGAGGACAGGGUGGGAUAGGGGGAAUCGGGGGAAUGGGGGGAUUUGGAGGGGCGGGAGGAGGGGGUGGGGAGGAUGCGUUGGGAGGGUACUCUAGAGGGGCUUUAACUCCUGGUUCGCUCACUGGUGCGGCUGCUGCUGCAAGAGGGUUUGAACCGCCACCUUUAGAUGGGAGAGCAGCGGGUGCAGCUGUGGUUGGAGUAGGGGAAGGGGGUGCGGAAAACGGGGAGUGGGGGGGCAGGGGAAAGAACGGGAGUGUGGGGCAUGGGAAGUGGAGAGCCCAUUGGCGAGCAGAGAGAGCUGCGGAGAGGAUUGAGGAGCAGCGAGAGGAGCGGGUGGGCCUGCUCUCUCACUGCUCAUUGCUGGAGGAGCGGAGGGGAGUGUGGGGCAUGGGAAGUGGAGAGCCCAUUGGCGAGCAGAGAGAGCUGCGGAGGUGCGAGAGCGAGGGGGUGGAGGGAAGGCAGGGGGGAGGGGGAAGGAAAAGGGGAGUGUGGGUCGUGGGAAGUGGAAAGCUCAUUGGAGAGCAGAGAGAGCUGCGGAGGUGCGAGAGCGAGGGGGUCGACCUGGGGGGGGGUGAGCUGGGUGAGGGAAGGCAGGGGGAGGAGCUGGUGUGCUCUGAGGAGCUGGUGUGCUCUGAGGAGCUGGUGUGCUCUGAGGAGCUGGUGUGCUCUGAGGAGCUGGUGUGCUCUGAGGAGCUGGUGUGCUCUGAGGAGCUGGUGUGCUCUGAGGAGCUGGUGUGCUCUGAGGAGCUGGUGUGCUCUGAGGAGCUGGUGUGCUCUGAGGAGCUGGUGUGCUCUGAGGAGCUGGUGUGCUCUGAGGAGCUGGUGUGCUCUGAGGAGCUGGUGUGCUCUGAGGAGCUGGUGUGCUCUGAGGAGCUGGUGUGCUCUGAGGAGCUGGUGUGCUCUGAGAAGCUUGUGUGA